GCUAAUCAAUAAGCAUACGCCUGCAGGGCUGGGGAAUCAUUUCCUCUCUUUCUCUGAGAACCCUCCUCCGCCUCCGAUCGCUUCCACUUCCCUCCACCCCGAAACCCUAACCCUAACUAGCUUUCUCUUAAGAGAGAAGGGAGAGCCGAACCAACGGAAAAAAAAUAAUAGAAAAAUCAUAAAUCAUGGCUUAUCAACCUCGAGCUCCAAAUUUCGACGACGACGACCAAAACAACACCGCCCCCUCCGACGGGGCAAGACUUUACAACCCAUAUCAAGAUUUAAAGGUCCCCAUCCAAACCCUUUACCGCCUCCCUACUUCCCCGGAAUUCCUCUUCCAAGAAGAGGCCAUCGCGCAGCGCCGUUCUUGGGGAGAGAAUAUGACCUAUUAUACCGGGAUUGGCUACCUUAGCGGUGCCACCGCCGGAGCGGCUAAGGGCCUGGUGGAAGGAGUCAAGGCGGCUGAGCCGGGUGAUACUCUUAAGCUGAAAAUUAAUCGGAUCCUCAAUGCGUCGGGUCAGUCGGGCAGGAAGAUCGGAAACAGGGUUGGGAUUCUCGCGUUGAUGUAUGCUGGGAUGGAGAGCGCCAUGGUCGCUGCGAGGGAUACUGAUGACGUUAUCAACUGCGUGGUGGCUGGAUUGGGGACUGGCGCUCUUUACAAGGCGGCGUCUGGGCCGAGGUCGGCUGCUGUUGCCGGAGCUAUUGGAGGGGUGCUAGUUGGGUUAGCCGUCACCGGAAAACAGGCUUUGAAGCGAUACGUGCCGAUUUAAUUUCUUUUUGAUAAUGUCCUUCUGGGGUAGUUUGUAACUUCUGUGGGCUUAACUGAGUUUAGUCUUUUUACUUCGUUGUUACAAGUCUACAAUUUUGAUGAUAUAUUGGGAAUACAUUCUCAUAUACACUAUAUCUGUGGUAAUAUGAUGUUAUAAGUAGGAAAGGCCCAUGCUUUGUUAGCAAAAUUUGCAAACUUGUUCUCGAAAUGGUUUUUGAUUAUGAUGUAUUUUUUCGGUGAAUGCGACCCAUGAAUAAACACAUUCCUUCCUAGAGACCUUUA
Molecule: messenger RNA, 1051 nt
Organism: Coffea eugenioides
Lineage: Eukaryota; Viridiplantae; Streptophyta; Magnoliopsida; Gentianales; Rubiaceae
Product: mitochondrial import inner membrane translocase subunit TIM23-2-like
Exons: 1
Coding region: 186-770 (194 amino acids)
Biological process (GO): protein import into mitochondrial matrix
Cellular component (GO): TIM23 mitochondrial import inner membrane translocase complex; mitochondrial inner membrane
Molecular function (GO): transmembrane protein transporter activity
Source: RefSeq, a predicted model, not a curated record